Metarhizium robertsii ARSEF 23 is the source of this 2136-nucleotide messenger RNA. RefSeq names its product heat-labile enterotoxin IIB, A chain. NCBI's taxonomy places the organism in Eukaryota, Fungi, Ascomycota, Sordariomycetes, Hypocreales, Clavicipitaceae. Gene Ontology annotation, molecular function: toxin activity. The record is from RefSeq and is a predicted model, not a curated record. The coding region runs from base 1 to 2136 and encodes 711 amino acids. The transcript has 5 exons.
AUGCGUUGGACUAACUUUUUUACGUUGGGCGAGGUUUUAUGGCUCUCUUGCCUCGGUUCUGGCUAUGCCAGGACCCUGUCAAAGGAGAGCAUUGUCGGUAGACAAACCCCUCCGCCUCCUGGUGGCUUCGUCUGGCGCGGGGAUAGCAGAUCCCCGCGAGAGAUUCGUGCUGCUGGGGGAUUCCGGCCUCAAGGUGACGGCUGGGAAAACUAUGACCCAUCUUUCGAUCUGACCCGGCACUACACCGCUGGUCCAAAUGGCUGCGGCCUGGACGAAUUUGACGAUGCUGGUUUUGUCUUUCGGACCGCGUAUGUUUCGGCAGCCCAACGACGGGCUACAGCAGAAAAUUAUGGCGACUGGCUUUACGAACUUCGUGCAACACCAAACAUCCUGGACAAUGACGACGCCGAGUCUGAAGUGAUGGCUCUGGCAGGUCUCCAUUGGAGACAAGUACGAAGAUACACACGAAUGAGAGCUACCGACAAUAAUAGAGUUGAUGAAUCAAGUUGGAUUAAUAAUCCGGAAUACGAUGCCGAAUUAUAUGAGCGGGGGCAAUAUGCCCAUCUAUGUCGCGUUAGUACCGACUUCCCCCGUGUGUUAGCCGGCGAAUCGGAUUCGGAUAGCAGCGGUAGUGAAUCGGAUUCGGAUAGCAGCGGUAGUGAAUCGGAUUCGGAUAGCAGCGGUAGUGAAUCGGAUUCGGAUAGCAGCGGUGAGGCCGGCGCACAACGCCGCCUAUAUAAUGCAGUGGAUAUAUGGAUGGACCAAACCGACGGCAUAUUCGAACUAUUUGGCGAAUUUCCGCCUACCUGGAGGGAAUAUGACCCUAAUGAGGAUAUUCCCGGACCGGACCAUCCUGCAACCCCGGAAGCUGAAGAUGCGCAAACCAACCAAGGCGGGGAUGGACCGCAGGUCGAGCGUCCCGAGGAGACUCCUGCUGAGCCGUCGGCCUGCAACCUCGAAUAUAUUGAUGUCGAUUUUCUGUUGGCUGAUGAGCGCUGGGCUGGCACCGACCACCAGUUGGAUCUUGUUCUUCACGGAAAGUUUGCCAAGUCGGCAUCAGAGCCGAUCCGCCUCGGGAGCGACGUGGACCGAGGAUGGCACCACACCCAGCAUAUAAAUCUCAAGGAGGAAUUCAACGCAGAGACCAUCUCGUUCAAGAGCAUCAAGGGGCUCGAACUGUGGAGUGGAAAGGAUGAGUUAUGGGUACAAGACAAAUUUGCUGGUUUGAAUCAGAAAAUGUCGGCAAAAGAAUGGAAUACUAUCUGGUCUGGCGAAAUCAAGCCAGAAGACUGGGGCACCACGCGUUGCGAGCAAAUUGACCGUCUGGAACUAGAAAUUCAGCUGAGAGACAGAGCGUGGGCCGGGACCGACGACGCGCUUGAUCUCAUUAUUCUAGGAGAAUUUAUCGGCAAAACCUCCCACACGAUCCAUAUGGGUCAAGACAUGAACCGCGGAUGGCGACACACCGAAAAGAUCCCAAUGUCCUCGUUGAACGGGCCGUCCACCUUCACAGGCGCCAGCGACAUCACAGGACUAGAGCUUCGAAGCGCCGCGGGUGAUCAGAUCAAACUACAGAGCAUCAAAGUAACGGCCAAGUGCGCCGGCUCGCCCACCGAGGCCUUGAUUGACCAUAAAUGGGAGUCUAUCAAUCAGUGGGUCAAGGCGGAAAAGGAAAGCUACGGCACGAUCUGGCAGGGCGCCAUCGAAGCCCAGGACUGGAGCUGGAGGCCUCCCUGCUACGAGUUUGACGAGUUAAAGGUCGCCUUUCACCUGGUCGACGCCGCAUGGGCGGGAACUGACGGCCUUAUCCAAGUGAAAUUCGACUUUGAUGGGCCCAAGACCACGUUGGCAGAGAACCCUAACAGAGAUCACCGAGCUACUAUUGACAUUAACCUUGAUACCGUGUUUGGCAAAAAGGUUAUUUCCGUUGAUCAAGUCAAGCUUAUUGACAUCUGGACAGGAACCGACCAGAUCUAUAUUGAUAGCAUUCAGUUAUUGGGGCGAUGUGCAAAGUCCGGGAAGCAGGCCGUAUUUGACCGAUACAAGGAUCUAGAUACAAAGAUGUCGAGCAGCAGCGGCUUUACUUCGGUUUGGGUUGGUGAGGUAGGUUUUACGGGGUGGGAAGCAAAGAAGUAA